Panicum hallii is the source of this 1230-nucleotide messenger RNA. RefSeq names its product TPD1 protein homolog 1A-like. NCBI's taxonomy places the organism in Eukaryota, Viridiplantae, Streptophyta, Magnoliopsida, Poales, Poaceae. The record is from RefSeq and is a predicted model, not a curated record. Gene Ontology annotation, biological process: cell fate determination. The transcript has 4 exons. The coding region runs from base 179 to 844 and encodes 221 amino acids.
UCCCGUCCCCGUCCGCUCCAGCGACAGCCGCACGUGCGUCAGCCAGACGGGGCUGGGCUUGGGCGACCGGGGGGAAACCCUACUGCUGCGAGCCGCGUGCCGGCCUUGCCGCUGCGAGGUCGUCGUCGCCGCCAGGGGCCGCCUCCGACGACUCCAGCUCCUCCAGGGUCCCGCCGCGAUGAGGGCCUCUCCGCCGUGGUCGUCGACCGCCUCGCGCGCGACGAGGACGCUCGCCGCCUCGGCGUGGCUGAUCGCGCUGCUCGGCUCCGCCGCCCUCGCCACCGCCUCCGACGACGCAGGAUUCUCGCCGCCGCCGACCGCCGUACCCGCGGGUCCGCCGCGCCCGGCACCCCGCGCCGUCGCCGCCGCCCUGCCCGCGCCCGUGCCCCUGCCCCGGAAGAUCCUCCGCCCGCCAGGCGUGGACGGCGCGGCGGGCAACGUCACCGGCGGCGGCGGAGCAGGGGCGGGCGGGCCGGUGCGGCCGAGCCGGAUGGACGAGGGGUGCGCGGGCGCGGAGGACAUCGAGAUCUACCAGGGCCAGGCGUCGCCGCUGCCGAGCGGGGUGCCGGCGUACAAGGUGGACGUGGUGAACCGGUGCCUGGGCGGCGAGCUCGACGGCGGCGAGUGCGCGAUCGCGGGCAUCCACGUGCGGUGCGGGUGGUUCAGCUCGGUGAGCCUGGUGGACCCGCGCAGGUUCCGGCGCCUGGGGCACGACGACUGCCUCCUCAACGACGGGCGGCCGCUGCUCGGCGGCGAGACCGUCUCCUUCGAGUACGCCAACUCGUUCAAGUACGACCUCUCCGUCCGCGUCGCCACCUGCGUCGACCCCACCGCUUCCCCGUAGCCGCCGGCGGCCGCGAGCUCCGAUCCACCCGUCCCACGACACGUAUACACUCUAUACCACCACACUAGUCUAGCAGCAGCACGAUACAGGUAGCAGCAUCGAUCAGUCAUCACACUAGUCAGUCAGUCAGCCAGUAGCAGCAGCAGCACACCGCAGGGAAUUCUUGGUUCUUUGCUUCGCAUGGGUAUGCAGUCAGUUAAGUGUAAGUAGCUGGUUGUUGAGGGUGAUUUUGUUAGCUUGUUCUUGUUGGAUCGCGCCUGCGAGCGAGCUGAGAGGAACGCUGCGUUUUUGUUCUUGUUCAUGCCAGAGGUCCAAGAUCACGUGUACUGUACAUGACACGCUCGCAUGGAGCGGUGCAAACGGCAAAGGACCCCCCCGGAGGAAAU